Messenger RNA from Ruditapes philippinarum (Manila clam), 1978 nucleotides. Its product is annotated as breast cancer type 1 susceptibility protein homolog. The transcript has 7 exons. The annotation marks the transcript as partial. The record is from RefSeq and is a predicted model, not a curated record. Gene Ontology annotation, cellular component: plasma membrane; BRCA1-A complex; BRCA1-BARD1 complex. Gene Ontology annotation, molecular function: metal ion binding; ubiquitin-protein transferase activity. Gene Ontology annotation, biological process: double-strand break repair via homologous recombination; negative regulation of fatty acid biosynthetic process; positive regulation of transcription by RNA polymerase II. Lineage: Eukaryota; Metazoa; Mollusca; Bivalvia; Venerida; Veneridae.
AUGGCAGAAAAACGAGUUCAAGAAUUACUUGGUCAGAUGCAAAAGACGUUGGAAUGUUCGAUAUGUUUAGAGAUGAUGAAUAAUCCAGUGUCAACAGGUUGUGGUCACCAGUUCUGCAGGUUUUGUUUAACAGAGUUUAUUGAUAGAAAGAGACAGGUGCCAUGUCCACUGUGCAAGAAACCAAUUACUAAAAGGAGCUUGAUGAAAAGAGAAGAGCUUGGAGAUAUGGUGGAAGGCGUGAGAAGCUUGAUAUCUGCCUUCCAGAAAGAUACUGGAUUCCUGUUUUCUCCACCAAGAGGUCCACAGUCAGGUUUAUUACCCGGAACUCCUGAUUCCAUAAAAGCAAAGACAACCACUGGACAAAAACCCGCGAAAAAUGUAGCACAUAGUAAUGUCAGACGUACAAAAAGAAGGCAACUUAUUGACACUGCAAGCACAGAUUCCCCAUCAUUGAUCAGAAGAGGUUCGAGCCCUAGUCACAGUGUUAAGAAGUCUAUAAAUGGUGAGCAAGAUGCAGAGCUUGGUUCUAGCAGAACCCUAGAGGAUGACCGACAACAAGAGCUUCUAAAAUGUAUCCAAGAAGGAACUUUAAAUGCAGAUGAUUCAAGUGAAGACAAUGAUGAUGUUGGUAUUAAUAAAGAAGGAAACAGUACCUCUAGUAAACAUAAAACAAGAAAAAGAAAUGGUUCUAAAAAGCACCCAGAUAGAAAUUCUAGUAACUCAAAUAUUUCUAGACAAAAAAUUGGUAAGGCUGAAAGUGAUUUGACUGACGGUGGAAAGGAAACAAUGGAAAUGAAUCAGUCAAAAGUUGUAUCUGUUAGUGAUAAGGUUAGUGAUAAAGUAACUGAAAAGAGUAAUGCAAAGUUAAAAACUGCAGAAAGUAUUGGCAAAACUGUAAAUGAGGAUAUUGCAAUAGAAGUGCAGGAAAAUAAUGACAAUGAUGCCACAAAUGAGAUUGAAAUGGAGGUAGAUACAGAUGUACAUAUACUGUCGGGAACCUCCGUUGCCAAGGAAUCUGAAAGUUCAAGUGGACCGUUAUUUAGAACUCCUGUUGAUCCUAAGGGUUUAAAACAUUCUCAUCAAAGAAACAGUUCGGAAGAUCAAUCUCAAGUUCGGAAAAAGUCUUUAAGAUCCAAGGAUAAUACAAAUCAACAUUUAGAGGCUGAUGACCAUGACAGCAGUUUGAAAAUGACACAAGAGGAUUUGACAGUUAAAGUUAAAGACAAUAGUAGAACCUACUGCAAGAAAGACAAAGAUUUAUUUGUGAAGGAGAAAAAAGCGACAAGAAAAGUUGCAGAAUGGUUGAAAAAUAUACCACCCAUUUCUGACAGUGAAAAUGUAGGGUGUGAUGAAAUAAGAAUGAAUGAACCCAAAGAAAAGAUCCAGCCAAAAAGAAUGAGUAAAAAGGAUGUGAAAGUGAGAGAGGAAGAAGAAGCCAUGGGAAAUAAGAUAAAACAUCUUGCAAAACAGGUUCAGGAUAACGGUAAAGGACUUUUGUUUGAGAUAGAUGAUUUUGAAACAGAGCCAGAAAAGAAGCCGCCAACAGAUUCUAAAAUAAAAAGUGAUAAAGAAAAUGCAAGCAUUUCUAUAGAAAGUGAGAAAUCAAAUUUGGACAAGAAAAAUUAUGAAGAAGUGUCCGAUGUCCGAGUUCAAGAAGUAAAACAUGUUAUUACAGAACCUGUAAGACGGAAAAGAAUAUUUAAAAGCAGAACUAAUCAGUCAGAUGUUAGUUCAGAAUCUGAUUCUGACAAAGCUUUAAUCAGAAAUAAUAAUCAAAAUGUUACGGUGAUGAAGACAAUAACAGAAGAGAAAAAUACUAGUAAUGUGUUAGACAACGAAAUUGUUGAGAUAAGGAGUCAAGAUUCAGAGUUGCCCUCUUCCGAUCCAUAUGAAUUCAAGUCCAGUCAGAAUACACCCAUGAAGGUCACCAAAAAGAAAGGCAAAUCUAAAAAUAAUAAACAGUCUAAGGCAUUGAAAA